UUGACACAUGAGAUUACAUUCUGCAUGGAGCGGAACACUUAAGAUGCGGAUUAAAAAACAUCAACAAUGAAAAGAUUUCGGUCCUUAUGCAGCUCUCUGGGCAAAUCAGCUAAAUUGUUCCCACUGAUAUGUAGCGGAUAGUGGGAGUUUUAUAAAGAAAACUAUAUUGGACCUCUAGGAGGACACCAGUAUGGCGCAAGGAUGGAAUGCACUCCAGCAAGCCCAGAUUCCAUCUAACCAGAGCCCAGAAACCUCUAUAGGAACUGUAAUGGAAUCAGAGGAGAGCUUUGCUCAAAAAAUAGAACAAUUAAUUGAGAAGGAGAACCUUUCAGGCAUAAUGGAUUUGAAAGACAUUGCCGGAUAUGACCUGAAUGAAUUGAACACAGAGUCUGGUUCUCCCCAGAAUGUUUGCUGUGAAUCAUCUUUGCAUGGGGAAAUUAAUUCAGCUAACAAUAAACAAGUAAUGUCAAGGGAUAAAGAAGAAUGUAAUGGUUACAUGACACCAUGUCACUGGUCUAACUCAGGAGAGGUAGAGUCUACAUUAGAGGCACAUUCUGACAGGGAAGUAUCAAUACCACCUUUGACAGAUGCCAAUCUUGUGGAUUAUUCAGAUAUUAGCAGUUGCUCUGAAAUGGAAGCAAAUCUUGAUUGCAAUUUGAGUUCUUCCAUUGAAGUUAACCUGGGUGGCCACCAGCCUGGUCAGUCUUUGGAGGAAGGAGAAAAUUCAGACAAUACAGUGCACUAUUCUGAUGUAUGCUAUAAUACUGGGGAAGAAAAUAUCAAUGAAACAAAUCAACAGCAAGACACUGGUGGAAGUGGACAUCCAAUAACCACAUAUGAAAGCAUAGUAGAAAAUGUCAACCGUAAGAGUGAGGGUUGGAGAGAGGGGGCAUGUCUCACAAAUUUUGAGGAUCAGUGUGUAGAAGUUCAAACCAUGGAUGAUUUCAAUAGUGUAGUCCCUUUGUCAAAGGAAGAGCAAAUUGGGGAGAGAGACAUUCUUGCUCAUGAUUUGGGAUGUUCUGUGGAUGAAACCAUGGUGCUUUGCAAAGAACUUGGUACUCCUCAGGAUGGUUCCACUUGUUCCCACUUGAGUAAUGCAAUAAAGACCCCAUCCAAUUCAAAAGGAGAUGAAAACAAUUGCUCAACCAUAGAUUCAUUAAGUGGAUGCAAAAUGGAAAGAAAGCAAGCAGAUCCUGAAAACACAUCCUCAAAAACUGAGUUUGAGAAGACAUCUGGCCAUGGAAAGUCACUUCAGAUAGGUGGACAGAAAAGCUUUACAUCCAAUGAUGUACAAGUGGUUGAGCGGAGUAGUUUUGGAUUCCUUGAGUCAUGUUUUGGUUUUAAAAGUUCAGAGCAAAAAAUUGAGGAUAUUCAACACUUGGAGUAUGCACAAGUAAACCAAGUCGAUGAGACAGAUUUGUCAGUUGGUGAGAAUAUGACACAAAUCCCUGAGAGAGAUCCAUUUAAUCACAUUGAACCACCAGUUCUUUUAAAAAUUGCUGUUGAAUCUAACAACAGUGUUCAGAUUGAUGAGGAAAUCAAUGGACCAAAAGAUCCACCAGUACUCAGCGCUUGCCAAACACCCACAACCUCCUUAAGUCUUGGACAGCAAAGUUUCUUUGCUGAAAAUGGCAUCAAUGAAAGAAGAGUUCCUUUGUCAUCUUUCAAGACACAAAUGAGAAAACUGCAGCCUGUUGUUAUCCUUAAGACAACUGAGCAGAGAAUAUCUGAUGCAAAAAAGUACCAUUGUUUUAAAUGCAAAGAGUCCAAACAAAGUUCUGAUGAGCUCAUUGAGCACUACCACUCCACUCAUUCUUUGCAUGACUUUCAGUAUUGUCCCACUUGCGAAUGUUAUUUCCCUGAUGGCACAUUGGCUGGACAACAUAUCUGUGGCAAAGUCAUGCUAAAUGAUCAGUUAAAGUCCUUACCAUACACCAAAGGGCUAACUGAGGUGAAAGGAAAGUUCAUAUGUAGGUACUGUAGGAAGUCCUUUGUUCGUCAACCUUUUUACAAAGAACACGAGUUGAGGCACAUAGUUGUUACACAACAUAGAUGUAAAUGUUGUGGAUUAUACUUUCCUACUGCUCAAAAAUGUCAAAGUCACAAACAUAAAGCACAAUGCCAGCCCUUGAUACUAGAACCUUCUAUAAAGACUGCAGAGCAUGCAGAAUCAACCCUCAAAAAGCCAGACAUACCAAACUUUGUGUUUGAAACGGACCGCUCCAAUACAGGACUCGGUCAUUGUUAUGUCAAACUUGUGGAUGUAUGCAAUAGACACCAGUCACCUGCACAAAUAUAUUGUCAAGUUUGUGGGAAAAAUUUCAGACUCCGAGCACAAUUGAAAUCACACCAAAGAUCGCACUCUGAUGAGAAGCCGUUUAAGUGUGAGAUUUGUGACCGAGCAUUCAAAUAUUCAUGGAAUCUUAACAAGCAUAAACGAGAUCAGUGUUCUAAAAACAUUGUCCCACCUGACAAAUCUUCAGUUCCAGAGAGCAGACUUCAAGAAAACUUCCAAUGCCCCAUCUGUAAACGUGCAUUUAAAUACUCCUACAAUCGGACACGGCAUUUGCGUGAACAGUGUCUCAAAGAAUACACACGAAAAGGCAAAGGAAAGAUUGGCGAAAACAAGUAUCGAUGCCCUUUGUGUAAAGAUGUCUUUACCUUGGCCUGUAACCGCAAGCGACAUAUCUGGAACACUUGUGUUACUCUUAAGAUGUAUACAUCAAAAGGGCACUUUAAAGGAAGAAAUAAGAUCAAAGAAACCAUCAAAUCCAGCAAUGAGGGCAAAGAGUUACCACUGACCAUGCCAAUACAAAAUCAGUCGCAUUACAAAUGCACUUUUUGUCUAUCUGUUUAUACUAGCAAAUCUGGAUUCUACAGGCAUCUAGCAAAGCAUAAAUUACUUGCAAAAAACAAAAAGGAAAUCAAAUACAAGCAUGCUAACACUGUUGACUUGAAAAACUCUAGCUUUGCCAGUCAAAGUCCAACUAACAAGGAGGCUACUGAUGAGGAUGUAAGCCUUCCUUUUUCUUGUCGCUUCUGUGGAAGAGCCUUCACGUCAUCUCACUCAUUCAAAAAGCACGUACAAAACCAUAAAGGAAACAAACCAUUUCGCUGUUUAGACUGUGGUAAAAAUUUUGCCAUACAUGGACACUUAAUGGCUCACAAAAAUGUGCACAAGCGGAAAAUACAGUGUUCAGACUGUGGGAAAGUUCUGCCAUCAAUUGGAGAUUUGUUAAAACACAGACUGUCCCAUCCAAAUAAAAAAGGCUUGCUCAAGUGCCCUGAUUGCCCAAUGCAGUUCAGAUUUCCUGUAUUCCUUCUUCGACAUGUGGUUGUUCAUGAGAGAAAACGCUCACUGGAACAGGCUAAAACUCAAAAGGUAGAAGAAAUUCCCAAAGAGGAGUUCAAAUGUGCUGUCUGCCAAAAAGCCUUUGAUGAUUCAAAGGCACUUAGCGAGCAUUGUUUAACUCAUAUGCCAGCACCUUCAACAUCCAAUUGUCAGUUCUGCAAACGUAAUUUCUCUAGUCGUGCUGUGCUGAUUCGCCACAUCCGCCUUCACACUGGUGAAAAGCCUUUUCCAUGUCUGAGGUGUGGAAUGCACUUCCACAGACAAGAGGCCCUUAAAUUGCAUCAGGAGAAAUGCACAGGUGUACAGAACAAACCCUAUAAAUGCUCACACUGCCCACAAUCAUUUCGUUUUCCCAGCAAUUUGGAUUUCCAUGAAAGAGCCCACUUAGCAAAAACACUUUUCCCUUGUCCAAAGUGUGGGAAGUUUUACACGAAAAGAAAAAUUAAAGAACAUGAAAGUAUAUGCAAUAAUGAAGAAUUAAGAACUGCUUGCAGUAAAUGUGGGAAAUACUUUAGCAAAACAAAAUACAGAACUGCUCAUGAAAAACAGUGCCAGGGCAAGAUAUCAAAUGAAACCGGAACAAAUGGUAAAGACAGAUUCAAGCAGCAAUGUCCACAAUGUUUUAAAUGCUUUAGAUCUAAAAGCUUUCUCCUGAGACAUCUUUCUGUUCAUUCCAAGGAAAAAUCAUAUGCAUGUAUGCAUUGUGGACAGAAAUAUGAUGGUCAGAAGCAAUACUUGCAGCAUGAGGCUUUUUGUAAUGGUAUGUCCAAGGAACGUGGAUUGGAAAGUUUGAGUGGAACUGAAAAAACUAAAUCUAUGCAUACUGCAGGAAAAAAGCAGAAAGAGAUCAAGAUAGUUUCAGGAGAAAAUUGUGGGGAAUUUAAGUGCAAAUUUUGCACCAAAUCAUUUUCCAGGCCCAGAUAUCUAAGACGGCACAUCCUUACUCAUACAGAUGUCAAGCCAUAUCGUUGCAAGACCUGUGAAAGUUGUUUCUCACGCUAUGAUCAUUUGAAACUGCACCAAACCCGCUGCAGAGGAAAGCGACGACUGGAGGUGCGAGUUGUCAAGAUGAGUCUAGACAGCUUGGCCACAGGCUGCCAAAGCAAAGAGCUGCAAGAAAAUGAGACACUGCAAUGCAAAAUUUGCUCCAAGCAGUUGUCCACCCAGAGUGAUUUGAAGCGUCAUAUGGCAAUGCUGCACAUUACUGACAAACCUUUUCCUUGCAAACGAUGUGGUAAAACUUACAGUACUGUAAAGACUUUGAGGAGACACAACCUCACGAUCAAAUGUAAGAGGGUUUUAAAGGAAACUGAGCAGUCUGCCAAGAACAAUGUUCCAAAUCAACCAUGCAGAGAAACAUCAAAACUUCUGCAACGUAUACAGGUACACUACAUGAAUAAAUUUAAAUACCAAUGUGAAUAUUGUCCCCGCCGAUUUAAGAUGCCCGGACAGCUGAAGGUGCAUCUACGUCUUCAUACUGGGGAAAAACCAUAUGGUUGUGCCAGCUGUGGAGAGCGUUUCAUCAGAAAAGACUACUUGAAACGGCACUUGAUUAAAUGUGGUGGAAAGGGCAAAAGACAAGAAAAAGUCCUUUGUGAUAAGUGUGGUGGCCUGUUUCUCCAUGAUACACUGUUGGUACACCAAAAGACCUGUGUCAUCAGCUCAAAAUCAUCUGAAUCCUCUGAAGUGGUUAAGAAUCCCAAGAGCCCAUGCAAGGUAAAAGGUUUUUCCUGUGCAAACUGUAGCGAGCGCUUUUUAUUGUUCUCACAGCUCCAACAGCAUUUCUUAUCAAAGCACAGAUCUGCUCAACCACAAGAGCAAUUAGUAUCAAGUCACUCGCAAAUCAUAAAGCAAGAGCCACUUGAUGAGGAUUCUGGACAGAACCAACCAUGCAGCAGUCAGAAACCUGAGAGAGAAAACUUACGUGAGAAAUCAUAUAGAGGCCCUGACAAACCUCUUGAAUGCCCUCAGUGCCACAUGCGAUUUGUGAAUCCCUCUGGGCUGGGUAGACACAUGCGCAUUCAUAGUGAAGUCUACCCAUUUUCCUGUAAAAAAUGCCAUGGUGGUUUUUGGAGCAAAAAGAGCAUGGAAAAACACAAGAAAAAAUGUAGAGGUCACACAGUCAUCAAAAGUAAUGACUCUACCCUGGAAAAUACAGGUGAAUUAGAUUGCAAUCAAAAUGACACAGUGCUUGUGUUUAAUAAGGGUUCCAACACAACAGGAACCGGUGUACUGCAGACCAAGUUCUCAUGUAAAGAUCAAGAGACAGAAAGUUGUUCUGACAAGGGAGAUGCAGCUGUUCACAAAUAUCAGUGUUCUGAGUGUGAUCAGAGUUUUACAGAUGGACUUAGACUUAUAAGCCAUUUGGAGGAACAUGGUCGUGAGGAUCAAGAGCAUAGAUCAGCUGAUGUUCACCGAUGCCAUGUGUGCAGUAAAGUUUUUGGGCAGGCUGGUUUAUUGCAAAGGCAUGUUAACAUCCAACAUAAGAUAAAAACAACAAAUACCUGUCCAAUAUGUUUCAAGAGUUUUCGAUUUCCUUCUGAUGUUGACAUCCAUAGAUCUUGUCAUGACCCCAAUCGCCCCUUUGUCUGUAACACAUGCGAGUUCAGGUAUUGGACUGCUAAAUCUCUGAGCAUUCACCAAAGGAUGGCUCAUCCUUUGCGACAGCUGCCCAAUUCAAAAGAACCUAGUGUGAAAGCAGGACCUGAGGUCCCUGAAGUAUAUAGGUGUCAUCCAUGUGACAAAACAUAUACUUUAAAAUCAUCAUAUGCAAAGCACUGCAGACUAAAACAUGGACCGGGUUCUGUCACAAACCCUAUUGAUAAUGAAUCCAAAAAAUCUUCUGUAAUUCAAGAGUCAUAUAAGGAGGAAUCCAUCGGAGAUUUUGAAGAUGGAGAUGACAGUGACAAUGACUCCGAUUCAGCGCCGUACUUUCCUUGCCAUGUUUGCGGAAAAACAUUUUUAACAUCAGAAAGUCUCGAGGAUCAUCAAAGAUGCCACCUUGGCGAAAAACCUUUUGAGUGUGAGGAAUGUGGGAAGUGCUUCUUUCAGUUGGCAAACCUGCAACAACAUCAGCGAAGCCACAAAUCUGAGUUUCAGUGUCAAAUGUGUGGUAAAGGGUUUGUCUCACUCUUUGCCCUGCGUAAGCACAAGCUAAGACAUGUCAGAAAACGUCCUCACCGCUGCACAAAGUGUCACCUGAGCUUCACAAGCUCAUCGGAUCUAGCUGAGCACAUGGUUAUGCACCGUGAUGAAAAUUUUCCAUGUGACCUUUGUGAUAAAACCUUUUCCUGCAAAACAAGUCGCGCAGAGCAUCGCAAUAUACACACGGAGCAAGAAGAAGAGCUUCCUCCUCUAAUUCCACCUGAACGGCCAAAAACAAAGCAAAUUACUCCAGGUGUGUCCAGUAGAAGCCUUUCAUCGAGUAAUGUUGAGCAGUACAAGUAUUGUUGUGGAAUUUGUCAAGUGAGAUUUUCAGAUCCAGAGCAGCUUUCAGAACAUGGUUGCAAUCCAGCAAAAGAGCGACCAUACUCAUGUCCAGAAUGUAACAAACAUUUUUUACAUGGUUCUCACCUAAAAAAGCACCAGCUCAGCCAUCAGUUGUCAGGACCACGUUCUUAUCAGUGUAAUCAUUGCAGCAUGAGUUUUAGCCACCACCAUCUUUAUCUCAAUCAUUUACGAAGUCAUGGGAAUGAAGAGACUUCUGUUGGCCCAAAUGUUUCCACUAGUGACGAGAAGAUCCAUACAGAAAAUGCAAAACAUGAAAAAAUUUACCAAUGUCCAAUUUGUCCUGACAGUUUUGAACAAGCUAUGGAGCUAGCAAAUCACCUAUCUGUUCAUUCUCAUAAGUGCAGUGUUUGUAAUAUGACUUUCCCAUCAAAGAAAGAACUUGAGGAACAUGAAAAAUGCCAUUUGACUGCCGCAACACAGUAUGAAUGCACUGAAUGUGGUAACAGCUUUCUUGGCAGUGAUGCUUUCCGUAAACACAACUGUAGUAAUCGAAAAAUGACAUUGUCGCACAAGCACCCUUCAGUGCCAUCUGCCUCUCGUCCCCUCGUUCACUUUGAAGUUAGUAAUGAGGAAGAGGAAGAGGUUGAUGUUGGAGAAGACUUCAUUAAUUGCCCCAUCUGUCAAAAACGGUUCUCCUCCAAUAGUAAUUUAGCAGACCACCAUAAAAAGCAUCAUGAAGAUCCUCGUCCUUUCAAAUGCUUGGUUUGUAAGAAAGGGUUUAAAAAAAAGAAGUACCUCACAAAGCACCAGCAGAUACACAGCGAACGGCCUUACAAGUGUAAUGUGUGCUCAGAAUCCUUUAAAACAGAACCAGCUCUCUUAUCUCACAGUAAAACACAUGACACAAAAAGGCAACACCAUUGCUCAAUAUGCAACAGAUCCUACCUUACGCCAUAUGAUCUUUCAAAACAUGAACGGAAACAUGCUGAAAAAAGUUUGAGGGAGGCCCAUGGAGAUUUCCGAUGUGAUAUGUGCUAUAAAUCCUUCACCAUGCCUUCACAGCUGCAACAGCAUCAAGAAACACAUGUAGGACAAGUUGUCUAUGAAUGCACAGAGUGUGACAAAGCCUUUGCUUUUCUAAGUCUCUUGGAGGAGCAUCAGCACCAAAGUCAUGCUGAUUCUGAAUCUCUCCAGUCCCAAUCACCAACCCAAUUUUCCUAUCAAAGCCCAGUGACUGAAUAAAGGACAAAUUAUUGAUGAAUCUGUUUCCUGCAAUGCAGUUUAUUCAAACUCAUUCAGUUUUCUGAACGUUAUUUGUUAACCGAUCAAAUGUAAAUACAAUUCAUUGUUCUUUUUUUACGUGUCUUAAUUGCUUUUAUCCGCUUUGAAAUGACGUUGGUAUUUUACCCUAGUUCUGAAUCAGCUUGUAAAUGUUUAAACGGUCUGUUCUCCUCUACAGUUCUGUGAAAUGCUUAUUAAAUGGUAUCUUUGUACAGUACGUAGACUGAAUUGUGUAUACUGCAUUGAUGCAAUCUAGUUGAUGUUUGGAAUUUUAGGUAUAUUUGUAUGAAUGUAAUAGCUUAAGAGACAUUUAAAGAUGUUCCGCAGUAUGGUUCACAAGGAUGUAUAGCUGAAAAUCCUGUAGAAUUCCUUUGUUACAGUGAUGUUUGGCAUUUUUACAUGUACCUACCUUUUGUCUUUAAAACAUCCUUAGAAUUAAGAGGAAUUGACUGAUUAAUGUUAAUGUUUUGUAGUAAUAAUUAGCAAUGUUUACUUUUUUCUUAGCCAUUUGCAAACAUUCAAUGUCAUUUCACAUUAGUUAUGAGAUGAAUGCCCUCCUGAGUUAAAUUUAUAUUUUAUAUGUAUGCCGAUUUAUGUUUUAAUUGAUAAGAAUCUCGUCUAAAUGGCUUUGCUAAAAUUCGUUUUUUUUUUUUUUUAAACAAGCUUUUCAUAAUUACAUUGUAUAAAUUACAGUUAACAUUGUAGCCUAUCAGUACUACCUACAAAUAGUGCUCAAAUAAUACAUAUGGCUAUGAAAACCUUAUGUGAAGUCAUACUUUAGUAUUAUAUGGCAAUGUUGAGCAUUUCUUCAUGCAAAUAAAUACUUUGCAGUUAUUAAAGUAAGUUUUUUAAAUGUUGAUUGAUUUUGUGAAAAGAAAUGACUUAUUU
This is a messenger RNA of Xyrauchen texanus (razorback sucker), 8971 nucleotides long. RefSeq lists its product as uncharacterized. Bases 191 to 8044 code for a protein of 2617 amino acids. Lineage: Eukaryota; Metazoa; Chordata; Actinopteri; Cypriniformes; Catostomidae. The record is from RefSeq and is a predicted model, not a curated record. The transcript is spliced from 3 exons.